CACACACACACACACACACACCGGAGGACAGGCUGACGAGGACGUGAACUGAAGACCAACCGGUCUCCGCACAUUUCAGACCGCGGGACGUAGCAGACAGACGCCGGUCUCCAUGUCUUCUGUGUCGGUGUCCUCUCAGGAGGGGCGGAGCAUUUCCAGGAUGUCUGUGAGCCGCUCGCCCGUGUCGCCAAUGACCCCACAGGGCAUCCCGUCGCCCGCCCAGCUCACCAAGGCCAACGCCCCCGUCCACAUCGAUGUGGGGGGGCACAUGUACACCAGCAGCCUGGCAACCCUCACCAAGUUCCCAGAGUCCAGGAUCAGCCGUCUGUUUAACGGCACAGAGCCGAUCGUGUUGGACAGUCUGAAGCAGCACUACUUCAUCGACAGGGACGGAGACAUCUUCCGUUACAUCCUGAGCUUCCUGCGCACCUGCAAGCUUCUGCUGCCUGAAGACUUCAAGGACUUCCCCCAGCUCUAUGAGGAGGCCCGGUUCUACCAGCUGACCCCGAUGGUGCGUGAGCUGGAGCGCUGGCAGGCGGAGCGAGAGGGGCAGCGGGCGCCGGCCUGCGAGUGCCUGGUGGUCCGAGUUACCCCGGACCUGGGCGAGAGGAUCGCGCUGAGCGGAGAGAAGGUCCUGAUCGAGGAGAUCUUCCCCGAGACCGGAGACGUCAUGUGCAACUCCGUCAACGCCGGCUGGAACCAGGACCCCACCCACGUCAUCCGAUUCCCACUCAACGGGUACUGCAGACUCAACUCUGUGCAGGUCCUGGAGCGACUGUUUCAGAAAGGCUUCGUCAUGAAGGCGUCCUGCGGCGGUGGCGUCGACUCGUCACAGUUCAGCGAGUACAUCCUUUGUCGGGACCUGCGGCACAGUCCGUCAGUCACCAGUAUCCCGAUCCGGAUCAAACAAGAGCCUCUGGACUGAUCCCGAUCCGGAUCAUACAAGAGCCUCUGGACUGACCCACAUCUGGAUCAAACAAGAGCCUCUGGACUGACCCUGAUCUGGAUCAAACAAGAGCCUCUGGACUGACCCACAUCUGGAUCAAACAGCUGGAUCCUGCAGAUGCCAAUUCAGAAAAUUUCCAGGAAAACAAACUUUGAUCUUUGACCCUUCGCCGAACAUUAAAAUCUACUUUUGAGUUUCAGUUUGGAACACAUUUUUUUUCAUUUGAUGACCGUGAUGAUGAUGAUGAUGAUGAUAAAACUGCCAGCUGUAAAUAUUUUCUAAUAAUCUGCCCGGUGAUUAUUGUUCUGUGUAUACAGAUGAUCGAAAGGUGAUUUUUACGGAUAAUGUAAUUGUUUUUAUAAAAACUGAAAUUGAAUGAAUGAAUAUUUAAUGUAUUUGUUAGCUUGUGUCUAUUUUUCAUUGGUACAGAUGUAUUGAUUAAAAAGUUAAAACGGU
This is a messenger RNA of Centropristis striata (black sea bass), 1402 nucleotides long. Its product is annotated as BTB/POZ domain-containing protein kctd15-like. The record is from RefSeq and is a predicted model, not a curated record. Gene Ontology annotation, biological process: protein homooligomerization. Gene Ontology annotation, molecular function: protein binding. Bases 113 to 925 code for a protein of 270 amino acids. The transcript has 5 exons. NCBI's taxonomy places the organism in Eukaryota, Metazoa, Chordata, Actinopteri, Perciformes, Serranidae.